Molecule: messenger RNA, 676 nt
Organism: Prorocentrum cordatum
Lineage: Eukaryota; Dinophyceae; Prorocentrales; Prorocentraceae
Source: the annotation of a GenBank genome assembly
GGAAAGAGGAACAGCACCAGAGCGCGGACGAGAGGACGGAUCGACCGAGUGUGGGCGAGGUGGUGGUUGCGGGAGAUCACGGCGCUGAUGCUGCAUCGGCGUGAGGAGGAUCGACAAGUGCGCUGCGGAGGACGAUUUUGGUGUGGUUGCUGGACUCGCCGCCGACGGACAAUCACGAGCAAGAUGACCACGGAGCUUGACGCGCAGGGGCUUCGGGGAGCAGAAGGCCCGCCAGGCUGUGGCGCGUGCGAAGGCGGCGAGGGCCGCGGGGCCGCGGAGCCCGCGACUGGCGGCCGCGCGUGCUCGCCUACAGAAUGGUCGUCGACCAUCAGAGCAGUCAGCAGGAAUGAAGAAGUCUUGCGGGAAAGGAGUCCCGGAUUUGUUUCGCCGUUUUCGGGCCCCCAGAGCCAGUCGCAGUCCUCGAGAUUGCGAGCACCAAAUAUCGUGGAUGAAAAUCAGGUCCCGUGGGAAAGCUCUGGGGCCCAGCACCCUUUUCCACCAGGACCAGUUUCCUUCAUGCAAUGAGCUCAGCCACUCAGAGUUCGUUCUGUUGCUGACGGCGUUCAGCAGCACCGCGGGCAUUUGAACAGCGCUGGAGCCUCACAAGUCGAUCUAGUUUCCUGGCCUGAGACCCGUUCAAGACGGCUCUAAUGCCCGCUACCUCCGAAACCGCGCC